AUGCUGUACACAGGGUUGGAGAUUGAGACGGCUUCAGGGAAGGUCUUCAAGAUCUCCCCAGACGACCCAGAACGACGUGGCUAUGAAAAGGCGCAUUUCCGGGAGAACGCCUUCGAAGAAUUUGCCGGUCUGAGCUGGUCAUAUACCUUCUACUACGAUUACUUUACCCCGCUUUACAGGCAAAAACACCAAUCCCUCUCGGGUUUCCGCAACACCGGAACAGACCCAAUCUUUUGGCAAGAGGCGCAAGACUGGCAAACAGGGACAUGUUAUGAUCUUUCGGCAAUCCAUGUCAUGUGGGGGCCUGCUGACCCUGUGGCAACGAUGUCCGGACUACUGUUCGAAUAUGGAGGCGGGAAGGUUCGAAGACGGGUAGGGUCAACGAGCCUCCCGGGCGCGACAAGGCAAUCACUCAAACUCGCCGAAGGAGAGAAGAUCACAUGGAUAGGUAUUCCCAGACCGGUAGGAACCGUACGUCAAGAAGGGUUUCUGUUUCAGGGGCCGCCCAGGAGAGUUGUAGACCGCAACUCGUUUUUCCAUAUCGAGUUCCAUACAAGCUUGGGACAGAAAGUAGUGUUCUAUCGCGAGAUGUCCACAACUGAAGGAAGGGGUGAACACCUUGAAAUCGCCUUCCCUUCUUACUUGUUUACACGUGAUGGCAGAUACGAUCCGACGAGGGCCGUGCGGCCGUCGGCAAGCGUCAUUGCGGCAGAAAGGAGAAGUACUGGGGAGGAGGGUGUGUCUUGGGAUGGAGACCAUCAGAAUGUGGGCCUCGGCAUCUUUGUAGGAGACCCAGACCCUACAGGCUCAUUGACUUAUGCGACGAUAGAUGCCAUCCGCACACUGAGCGCGGGGCUUGCGGCGGAAAUGAAGAACAAGUGA
Molecule: messenger RNA, 882 nt
Organism: Sordaria macrospora k-hell
Lineage: Eukaryota; Fungi; Ascomycota; Sordariomycetes; Sordariales; Sordariaceae
Source: RefSeq, a predicted model, not a curated record